Vombatus ursinus (common wombat) is the source of this 1619-nucleotide messenger RNA. It is a transcript of the gene SUV39H1, whose product is annotated as suppressor of variegation 3-9 homolog 1. The coding region runs from base 19 to 1251 and encodes 410 amino acids. Gene Ontology annotation, cellular component: nucleus. The transcript has 6 exons. The record is from RefSeq and is a predicted model, not a curated record. Gene Ontology annotation, molecular function: protein binding; zinc ion binding; histone H3K9 methyltransferase activity. NCBI's taxonomy places the organism in Eukaryota, Metazoa, Chordata, Mammalia, Diprotodontia, Vombatidae.
GAGAGAUGUCUGAGAGGAAUGGACUGCAGAGUGUGUGGCAAAUCUUCAUGGAGACAACUACAGGACUUGUGCCGGCUGGCCAAGACCUCCUGCCCUGCUCUUGGCAUCUCCCGAAAGAACCUGUAUAUCUUUGAGGUGGACUACCUGUGCAACUACAAGAAGGUCCGGGAUCAAGAGUACUACCUUGUCAAGUGGAGAGGUUACCCGGACUCUGAGAACACGUGGGAGCCACGCCGGAACCUGAGAUGUGCUGGGAUCCUGAAGCAGUUCCACCGAGACCUGGAGCGUGAAUUAUUCCGCCGUAGUGGGAGGCGGCCCAGGGCCCGGCCCCCUCGACACCUGGAUGCAGCCCUGGUAGAUUUCCUAGUGCAGAAGGCCAGGCAGCGCAAGGCCCUGCAGCGUUGGGAGAGGGAGCUGAAUGCCAAGCGGGCUCACAAGGGCCGCAUCUCUGUGGAAAAUGAAGUGGACUUAAAUGGGCCCCCCUGGGACUUCACAUACAUCAAUGAGUACAAGGUGGGCGAAGGGAUCACCCUGAGCCAGGUGGCCAUCGGCUGCGAAUGCAAGCACUGUCUGGAAUCUCCGGCCAACGGCUGCUGCCCGGGUGUAUCGCUCCACAAGUUUGCCUAUAAUGCCCAAGGUCAGGUGCGGCUGCAAGCUGGCCAACCCAUCUACGAGUGUAACGCCCGCUGCCGCUGUAGCAGCGACUGCCCCAACCGUGUGGUGCAGAGGGGCAUCAGUUACAAUCUGUGCAUCUUCCGCACGGCUGACGGGCGAGGCUGGGGGGUCCGCACGCUCGAGAAGAUUCGCUGCCACAGCUUUGUCAUGGAGUACGUGGGUGAGAUCAUCACCUCCGAGGAGGCAGAGCGGCGUGGGCAGAUCUACGACCGGCAGGGGACCACCUACCUUUUCGAUUUGGACUACGUGGAGGAUGUCUACACGGUGGACGCAGCGCAUUUUGGGAACGUCUCCCACUUUGUUAACCAUAGCUGUAACCCCAACCUCCAGGUCUACAACGUCUUUGUCGAUAAUCUGGACGAGCGCCUACCACGAAUUGCCUUUUUUGCCACUCGAACUAUCUGGGCAGGCGAGGAGUUAACCUUUGACUACAAUAUGCAAGUGGACCCCGUAGAUGUGGAAAGCACACAUAUGGACUCUAACUUCGGUCUGGCUGGUCUCGCAGGCUCUCCCAGGAAGCGGGUGCGGAUUAAGUGUAAAUGCGGAACUGACUCCUGCCGGAAGUACCUCUUCUAGUACCUGUCACCUUUGCUUUCGGGAUAGCCCAGGACAAAGCUGGGGGCUAGCACAGUGGCUCCCCCAGGCUCUUGACCUCCCUUUCAGGGCAGGAAAGUUACUGCCCCGCCCCCAUCUCCCUUGGGCUGCAGGGGGAGGGCAUCCAGAGUUUACCUGGCCCAGGCCCUCACCCUCCUCUCCCAGUUUGCACUUAAGUUGAGUUCACAUGUUCUGAUGAUGGUUGUUCAGUCCCCUGCAGGGGAUGCUUGGGAAGUGGAUCCGUCCUUUUUCCCUGAGAGGUUGUUACGUUCAACUCAUCACCAGUAUGUUUUCAACAGUUUUCCUUGGAGCAGUUUCUGAGCUUAUAAGACAUUGGUUGGUGUUCUUUC